Molecule: messenger RNA, 768 nt
Organism: Melanaphis sacchari
Lineage: Eukaryota; Metazoa; Arthropoda; Insecta; Hemiptera; Aphididae
Exons: 3
Coding region: 127-690 (187 amino acids)
Source: RefSeq, a predicted model, not a curated record
CAUAGUAUUCAUUGUUUCAUUUGACGUUGAUCUCUAACGGUUGAUUGACGCACAACAAUCCGUGUAACAUCAUUAUUUGCAACACACAUACAUAUUACUACGCACGAAUUCCUACCGAGAACAAAAAUGAAGACGUCUUUAAUAAUUGUAUCGAUCGCGCUGUUCGCGGUUUUUACUAUUCCAGAAAUAACCUGUAGCGAAAACAGAUGCGCUGAUUUCGGAGAUAGAUGUUUGGCAAACAGUGACUGUUGUUCUGACAAUUGCCGUUUUACAGGCAAUCCACACACCAGUUUUUGUUUGGAGAGUAAAAACAUAACACAACAUCCUAGAAUUGAAAAGGGAUUCUGUUUUUACAACAGUUCGCUCAACAAAAACGAAUCCAAUAAUGCAUUCGUUAUGUAUGGGAUUAACGCAGCUCACUCUUUAUUGCUACCUUACACACAAGUCGAAUUAAGUUACGGGAACAAGACCAUAGAUGUUACAAUAAAUGGCUUUGAAAAAAAGAGUAAUGAAACCCUUUUGGAGAUAUCCAGAGAAGCGGCAUUACAGUUAGGUAUUGAAAAAAAUGGGGAAUUUCCUUGUUCUAUAAAAGUAAAUGUGCCCGAACCUAAUUAUUCUUCCUUAAAAAAAAUAAUUGGGAUAACUUCAUCAUUUUUUGUAGUCGUAUUGGUCAUAAUGUAUAUUUUGUAAAAAUGUAGAUACCAACUGAAUACGAUAGAGUUUACACAUUUAUCUCGUAAAAUAAAUGUUUCUAUCAUAUUAUUGUUA